AUGUACGACGAUGACGAUCUGCAUGGCCGCCACAUGGCCCCCACCGACGCUGAUACCCGCGGUCUGGGGAGCAGCGAUUACAUGCCCAAUGAGCGCGGUGAAUCCCCGGGCCAGCAAUACUUGGAAGAGGAACUCUACAAGCUCAGAGUGAAGCCGACAGGGAGUCAAUCAGUGGCCACACACAAGACUUGGGAGGUGGCAAGAGACGAUGGCGAUGAUUACGAUGAUGAUGGUGAUGCACAAGCUGCUGUGACCGAAUCUGGUAUGCCUGAAAUACCCGAUGGCAACACUGGAGGAUAUACGGACCGCCGCGGGUCUCCACCUCUUCCACCUCUUCCUCAGGACAACAUGCCCGACCAUCAGAUAUGGCAGCCUGGAGCGUACGGCCACGAACCUCAGGGCCCCCCUCCGUGGCAGCGUGUCCACCAACGUCUCUUGAGCUGGGCAAUCGUCUGGCCCAUGAGUGAGCUGGAAAACGCCCUGAACAGUACCACGCGCGGAAUGCAAGUCGACGAGAUCGCCCUCAGCAUCUGGUCGACGCAAACAUACAAGCGCUACGUCCGGGCGAAGAUGACUGAUAGCCCUCCUGGUCGCGUCGACCGCCUUUUCGUCCCUCCGAACAUGGCGGAUGCGAUUAGCACCGCGGUUUACAACGGACGGCACGGCGACGCAUGCGGCAUGCUGAGAGACCUGUGGGCACCGUUUGGGCUUGAGGGAAUCCCUCGACUUCUUAUUGUUCUUGCGAAGCACCGCAAUGACGAUUCUCACUGGGUCGUUCAUCGCUUUUCGCUUCCCGACGGCUCUCUCACCACUUACGAUACAUAUCCGGAAAGGUGCUUGCCGGAUGGCCGGCCUCUGGGGUGGUGGUUCGCGAUUCGCAUCGCCUGGCCGGAUGCAAUAUACCCCAGCCCGGAUCAUCUUAUGCAGAAGAUGGUCAGACUUCACCGACCUAUGCAGCUGGGCAUCCAAAACUCGGUGGCUGCUGCCGGCAUCUGGCGCAACCUUCUCAUGGGGUCGCGCGCUGAGCGCAGCCUCGAUCUGGAGCGCCUUCGCGAUCUGAUCAACACUGAGGUCAGGAACCUUAGACAACGCAAGAUCAUGGGCAAGCUUUCCAUCGGUAGUCAAAGACCGAACUGGGAGGAUAUGAACUAACGACAUGAUGACGUGUACGACCCGCCCGCCGCAGAAGGCUGGUGUGUACUAGCAAAUGUACAAUGACUCGCUCUCCUACGGCUAUCUCAAACGUUUUGUGAUCUUUUUAUUGCUCCAUUUUCGCUCCUCAUGUACUGCUGCACCCUGUAGCAUCAAACGUUCUAGUGAACUACCAUCUCUCAAGUAAUACAAAGCUUACGUAUUGGUUGGUUGUUGUAAAUCAUUCAGACCUUCGUCUUAGCUUCCGAGAUAUGUACUCUCGAACGGUUGUGUCCUUGUAGCUACGUCAAAACAUCGAAUCGAAUAUAUGGUUAUUGAUGGUA
This is a messenger RNA of Postia placenta MAD-698-R-SB12, 1475 nucleotides long. RefSeq lists its product as hypothetical. The record is from RefSeq and is a predicted model, not a curated record. The transcript has 3 exons. Bases 1 to 1152 code for a protein of 383 amino acids. NCBI's taxonomy places the organism in Eukaryota, Fungi, Basidiomycota, Agaricomycetes, Polyporales, Adustoporiaceae.